CACUCACAAUCAUGGUUCCCUGCCACGCAUUGAGAUGGCCCUUCCUGUUCCUCCAUAACUGCUCUGCUAGCCGCCAUGGCUUCUACAACUUUCAAUUCAUACACUCUCUAUUUCAAUCUUCCAACACCGCCCGACUCUCUCCUUCAUCGUUCCAGUAAUAUUUUGCACUGCGCCCAUCGCCAUGGACAGGCUCCCUACUCUUCUAUAUGCACCAGGGUUCGGUUUCAGCCAAGGACCAGAGCGCAAAGAGCUCCCGUUCUCACUCUUGUCUCUUCUUCCGCAAAUAAACCGUCUUCUUCUCCCUCUGACGUUAGCUCUACAGCCAAGAUAAGGAAUGAAGUUCUGUCCCCCUUUCGGUCAGUUAGGAUGUUCUUUUAUAUUGCUUUUGUUGCAAGCGGAUCUCUAGGGGGAUUGAUAACACUCCCACAACUGAUUGGUGCACUGGGUAAUCCAUCAAGAACACCUGAAGUUCCAGUGAUUCUAAAAGACCUCGCCAUUGACCUUGGAGCAGUAUCUUUAUUCGCUUUCUUGUACUACAGAGAGAACCAGGCAAAAAACGCACAGCUGUCUCGGCUCUCCAGAGAGGAAAGCCUAUCAAAUCUUAAGCUCCGAGUGGAUGAUAAGAAGAUCAUUCCUGUCAGCACAUUGAGAGGGAUUGCUCGUCUUGUAGUAUGUGCAGGUCCAGCAUCCUUCAUAACAGAGUCCUUUAAUCGUAGUGAGCCUUUCACAGAAAGCCUCUUAGAGAGAGGGGUGCUUGUUGUGCCUCUGGUGACAGAUGAGAAUUCACCUUCUUUGAAAUUUGUGGAAAGUGAGGAGCAGAAGCAGGCCACGACCAAAAGGAAGAGACUCUGGCAGCUUGCUCCCGUUUACAUCAAUGAGUGGCUUGAGUGGUUGGACGAACAAAAGAAGUUGGCAGGUGUAUCCUCUGAGUCUCCAGUGUACCUAUCCCUGCGGCUAGAUGGUCGAGUACGAGGUAGUGGAGUUGGUUAUCCUCCAUGGAAAGCUUUGGUUGCACAAUUACCACCAGCAAAGGGAAUUUGGUCUGGCCUACUAGAUGGUAUGGAUGGGAGAGUUCUUUAGAACCGGCUUUUACUGUUAAAGUUGAUCUCGUAAAAAAAAAAAAAAAAAUUCCCCUGUCACGCCGUCACGCCUGCCAUCUGCUUUUUGAAGCGGAAAAAUCAAAUACUUGUUAAGAAUUGAAUCCAAGGUCAUGUUUAAAUGUAUGUCAACGUCAGUAGAGAUGAUCAUAUUUAGUUAUGUUGUACAACCUCGUGUCUUCUUGGAGAGGCAUGCUAUUGGAACUUCUUUGGGUUUACACGGAUAUGGACAAUUUUCCCCCUUUAUGAUCUCUGCUUUUAUCUUGUUUUAUUUACCCAGUAUAUAAAUUCAACUCAGAGACAUUAUAUUAAAGAUGACUCCACCUCUAAUUUUUGUCA
Molecule: messenger RNA, 1436 nt
Organism: Prosopis cineraria
Lineage: Eukaryota; Viridiplantae; Streptophyta; Magnoliopsida; Fabales; Fabaceae
Product: protein LOW PSII ACCUMULATION 1, chloroplastic
Exons: 4
Coding region: 76-1080 (334 amino acids)
Source: RefSeq, a predicted model, not a curated record